Messenger RNA from Ailuropoda melanoleuca (giant panda), 3907 nucleotides. It is a transcript of the gene FAM209A, whose product is annotated as family with sequence similarity 209 member A. The transcript has 2 exons. The record is from RefSeq and is a predicted model, not a curated record. The coding region runs from base 3054 to 3566 and encodes 170 amino acids. Lineage: Eukaryota; Metazoa; Chordata; Mammalia; Carnivora; Ursidae.
UGUGCUGAUGUCAGACAUUGAAAUGUCCCCUGGGUCGGCGAAUUAAGAGCCGGGAAUACCCCACGUCAGCACGGCUUUCUGGAGCCGGUUGUGUGUGGACGGGACUGGCUGGUUUCCAUCAACACGUAAGAGAGGGAGCCCGGGAGGAGGGCCAGAGGCCUGGGUGGAAGGACCAUGUCCCCAUGUCCUCUGUGUCCGAGGAGUGGGAAGCUCGGCCCCAAGGCGUCUCUGUUAUGAACAGAAAAGCAUUUUAAUUAGAAUUUUAUGCACAUCAGUAAAUUUUUGUUGUGGACUUUUCCAGAACAAACCUGAAUUGCCCAUUUUCUUUUCCUGACCCAUUUCCUAUACAGCCCGGUUAAACCAUUUCCUAGGUUGCAUUUUUUUACGUUAACAGCCAUUAUUCUGCCAACUUCAGUUUCCCUAAUUGUAGCCUUUAUUUUAUUCUGCCGGGAUUCUUUUGACUGUCUCCAGUUUUUCCCCGUGACCCAGUCACAGUGUCCCUAGCAUCAAAACUUGAGCAGCUCAGCCCGCCUGCUUCCUCUCAAGGUCCCCUCCAAGCUUGGCAUGUCACCCCUUCCCCGCCCUUGCACCCCCGGCAGCCAGGCCAGCGCCUCAGCCUCUCACCCCACCUCUGCCCUACCUGCGCCUUCCCCCCCGCCCCAGAGCCCUGCAGCCCCCGGAGGGGAGCUUGCAGUGGAGAUGCCCUCCAGCCUUUCGUGUCUAGCAAGGCAUCAAGUCCUCGGAGGCCCGAGGAGCGACACUUGUCCUUCAGGUGGUGGACAGUGUUUGCCCGGGUCCCCCCCGGGCCUGGUUGGACGCCCAGGACACGGGAGAAGCAGGGCAGUGAUGGCUCUGAGCUGCCACUGUGUUGCGGGCCUCCCUGAAGAGCUGAGCCCUUGAUGGGCUUCGUCUCCUGGGGCUCACGGACCCACAGAGAGGGGCUGGCGAGCACCUCCCUCCUUGCGGCACUGCGCACGUGGUCACAACUCAUGUCAGGUCAGAGCCGAGCCGUCUCCUGCAGCAACCUGCCAGGUGGGUAAGUCGGGAAGCCGAACCAAGCUUCCCCCGGGCCGCCCCGGCGGGUGUGGGCCGGAGAAGGCGGAGCGCCCGCGGGCUCCUGCCGCCUCUGCCCUCCCCGCAGGGCCUGAUCCGCUCUGCGAGCCGGGAGGGACACGGGAGGGCCAGCGCUCCCACACGCGGCUGUUCACGGUCUUUCAUUUCCAAGAAGUAAAACGACUGAGGAGAUUGCCGCUCAACGCCGUGAACCCGUUCUUGCCUUUUGACCCAGAGAGCGUCUUGGCGCAAAGAUCUUUCUGCUGCUUCCCUGCUUUUCCACCUGCCCUCCUUCUGUUGAAAAGCGCUUUAGACUUUUGAACACAAUAUAAACCCAAACAGUGUGAUUCCUGUCAUGAAAUGUAUGUCAGCAUUAAUAACUAACAGCAAUCCGGUGGGACGAAAUUUCCCGAGCGUUCCCGUUGGGCGGGGUCAUCUGUGUACAUGAAGUCUGGGCCCCUCACUGCAUCGCACCAUGACCACCUCAUUUUAGGGCACUACUGGGGGGGUGACUUAAAAUACAGGGUACGCUCAGACACGGGGCCGCCCCAAAAUGUUCUGCAGCCAUAGCUCGACAACCGGGCCGACUCUCCCACAACAGCCACGUGAGUCCCCACAAGAGUCUCCGGUCCAAGGAUGAGCCCCCAAGGCUCACGGGGCACCCCCUCUAGCACGUGGGAGAGAGACAGCCAGCUGCUUCCCAAAGGAGCAGCUACGAAGGAGCCCCUCGUGAGGAACGGGUGUACUUAACCGUCCACUUUUCUAGUCAGCCCUUUGGAUUUGCACCCCUGCGAGCCCCGCUCGGACCACCUCCUGCAGGAAGUCCUCCGCCUUUCCGUGAGCCGUGCGUGUGGAGGAGUCGCUUUCCCCUGUGGUUUCGAGCAGUCCUACGAAACUUCUUGCUCAAUGCCAGAGCUCAACACAGUUCGAGGCACAGGGAGGGCCCCCAGUGGAUCCUUGAUGAUAGCAGAACAUUUCAUUCCUAGGGACAGACUCUGUGAAUCAAAUGAUACGGGGGAACCAGGUAUAAGCCGCUUUGUGUUCCGAGACUCUUUCAGUUUGGUGUCAUUUUUAAAACUGAUGGUUUCGCGCACACUGGCCAGUGAGCCCUGGCUUUACUCCCGGCUUUGGCUUCGGUUGCCCUACAGGCUGGGUCCUUCCCCCUUCAGGGUCUUCACACUUGCAGAUGUCAGCAGCCCCCCUUUUACCCAGCCACCUCUUCAUCACCCCUCAAACUACCCGAAUGUAUUUUUCGGGAAAGCCUCCCUACAUAACCUAACCUAGAGUCGUCCCCUUGUUCUACUCUCUUACUCUGUUCUUAUCACAAUUUUAAUCAAGUAAUUUAUACCCUUAAUGCAGGCACUGCACACUCAGGGACGAUCAGUGAGUGGAGGUGGGAGGCGAGAGGGAGUGGUGGGGACUGAGGAGAGCGCGGCCACCCAGAGGGCCUAUUUGGCUCCAGCAGAGAACAGCCCAGUGUGAUCAGAUCAUCCCUAUUUUCAAAGGAUCCAAAAAUCUUGGUUUUAAAAGUUGAGUCCCUCCCAGCAUCUAAAUACCGCCAAGUAAUCCUGUUUAGGAAAAAUGCGGGCCAAGCCAAACACACCAGUGGUUCCAAUCUGUGGCCUCUGGUUUCCUCUGUCUCGCACUUGGCUCUCCGUCCCGCAGGGGCAUGUGUGGAUCCGCCCUGCUCACCAUCAUGUCUGGAUUCAACAGGCAAGAAACAGAAAGAGGUGAUGGCCUCUCCCGGUAGAGCCCGGGGGUCAGAAAGAAUGUUCUGGCAGGGAGCUGGCGUCCCACAGGCCUAUCCUCCCGCUCUUCCUGCUCACUGGACAUUUCUCCACCUCCCUUUAAGCCUUGCUCCCGGUCGACCACCCUCCAGCCCGAAGUCAUCACAGUGGGCUCUGUGACAUCACCAACGGCCCGGCCCUAGGCACCCAGUCUCCAGGUGAGCAGGCAAACAGACCCACCAUGAGCAACUUCGUCCCCCAUCUCGGCUCACCAUGCGGACGCUGACAUGGUUCUUGUUCUUGCCUCUGUGCCUCUCCUGCGGCUAUGCCUUUAUGUUUUCUCCUCUGAGAGAGAAAGUCAAAGAACCCCAGGGGAAGGUGCCUUGCGGAGGGCACUUUCGGAUCAGGCAGAAUCUGCCCGAACAUACCCAAGGCUGGCUUGGGAGCAAAUGGCUCUGGCUUUUUUUUGUUGUUGUACUGUAUGUGAUACUUAAGUUUCGAGGAGAUAGUGAGAAGAGUAAGGAGCAGAAUCCUUCCGCCCUUCGAGGCUGUUCAUAUCGCUCUCCACUAAGGAAAAAACAAAAUGCUUCCCCCAACAAAGACUAUGCAUUCAAUACCUUAACCCAACUGGAGAUGGACCUUGUGAAAUUCGUGUCCAAGGUGCGGAAUCUGAAAGUCAUCAUAGCAACCAGCAGUAACCUCAGGCUUCAGAACUUGGGGGCACCUGGAGACCCACAAAAUAAUAUUACCAUCUAUGAGGUAUGGGGUGAAGAAGACUCUGAAUGAGUGGAUUUGAGUGUCAGAGUAGGAGAGACAAAGUUGAGUGUUGACAAACCAUAUGCAACCCAAUAAAACUAUUCUGAAGAAAAAGAAUUCUCGAAGUUGACACCUUUUUUUUUUUCUUCCUCUUUUUUUUAAUCUGGAAGGAAAAAUAAAUGUGAGGCCAGUAACCACAGCAGAUACUCUUUCGUUUUUGCCUUCCUCACCUCCCCUAGAGCAGUGAAUGGUGAGAAGAGCACACACAGCAACAUAGUAAGGGAGGUGGCCUCCUCGGGCUAUGGCGCCCAGGCCCCCGGAGGACGAUUAGGCUUAGGAAAUUUGGGAUAAGAUGCGGAUACCAUAUUCAU